This is a messenger RNA of Morus notabilis, 2241 nucleotides long. RefSeq names its product serine/threonine-protein kinase BLUS1. Gene Ontology annotation, molecular function: protein kinase activity; ATP binding; protein serine/threonine kinase activator activity. The record is from RefSeq and is a predicted model, not a curated record. Gene Ontology annotation, biological process: protein phosphorylation. Bases 175 to 2241 code for a protein of 688 amino acids. The transcript is spliced from 19 exons. Lineage: Eukaryota; Viridiplantae; Streptophyta; Magnoliopsida; Rosales; Moraceae.
CUCUCUCAUCCCGAGAGCCAGAGCUCCUCUUUCCUCUCAUGGCGGUCAACGAGUCGAUAUAGUAAUAUACUAAUAUCAAUCGAAAACCGCUCUCUCUGCGACAAAACAGCCCAAACGCCAAACCACUGUACGGACAUAAUAGAGCAGAAGAAGAAGAAGAAGAAGGAAGAAAGCAUGGGGAGAACCGGAGGAGGUAAUCUGAAGACAUACUCUGCGAGACAUAGCGACUACAAGCUUCUCGAAGAGGUCGGUUAUGGCGCCAGCGCCACGGUUUACAGAGCGAUCUAUCUUCCUUUCAAUGAAGUCGUGGCCAUCAAGUGCUUGGAUCUCGAUCGCUGCAACAGCAAUCUGGAUGACAUAAGGAGGGAGGCUCAAACAAUGAGCUUGAUAGAUCAUCCAAAUGUUGUGAGGGCAUACUGUUCUUUUGUUGUUGAACGGAACCUUUGGGUGGUUAUGCCAUUCAUGGCAGAGGGUUCUUGUUUGCACCUUAUGAAGAUUGCAUAUCCAGAUGGAUUUGACGAAGCAGUUAUUGGUUCUAUUCUCAAAGAAACCCUUAAGGCUUUGGAUUACCUUCAUCGGCAAGGACAUAUUCAUCGUGAUGUGAAGGCUGGAAACAUACUACUAGAUACCAAUGGCGUUGUAAAGCUUGCUGACUUCGGUGUUUCAGCUUGCAUGUUUGACACGGGUGAUAGACAACGUUCAAGAAAUACAUUUGUUGGAACUCCAUGCUGGAUGGCACCCGAGGUAUUGCAACCAGGAAGUGGGUACAAUUCCAAAGCUGAUAUUUGGUCAUUUGGGAUAACAGCACUAGAGCUGGCUCAUGGUCAUGCACCUUUUUCAAAAUAUCCUCCUAUGAAGGUUCUCUUGAUGACCAUUCAGAAUGCUCCUCCUGGACUUGAUUAUGAUCGUGAUAAAAGGUUCUCUAAGUCUUUCAAAGAAAUGGUGGCUAUGUGCCUAGUGAAAGAUCAAACAAAGAGGCCAACGGCAGAGAAAUUGUUGAAACAUUCCUUUUUCAAACAUGCAAAGCCUCCAGAGCUUUCUGUGAAGAAACUGUUUGCUGAGUUGCCACCUCUUUGGAAUCGUGUGAAGGCCCUUCAGCUUAAAGAUGCGGCACAACUAGUGCUUAAGAAGAUGCCUUCAGCAGAACAAGAGGCAUUAUCACAGAGUGAGUAUCAGCGCGGAGUCAGUGCCUGGAACUUUGAUAUUGAAGAUCUAAAAGCUCAAGCAUCCCUGGUACGCGACGAUGAUGAUUUGCAAGAGAUGCGGGAGGAAGAUGAAAAAUUGAAAUCAAUAUUUAUUGAUAAGGAUGCACCUCCUUCCCAAUCCAUCCAGGGGAAAUUGAACUCAAACAGCAAACUACCUUGUGAAGGACAAUCAAGCGGUGAUAAAUCACUGCAGAGUGAAUAUUUGAACAAAAAAGGCAAGAUUCUGGAAUGUGAUGUACAGGAAUCUGGUUUCCAAGAAAACAUGGGCUUGAAGAAAAAUGGAUCAAUCACUGAGGCAACAACAUCGACAUCAGACAAAGAGAUAGUUAUGUCAAAGAAUAGAACUCCUGUGAAAGUUCGCCAGACUUAUAGUGGUCCGCUCAUGCCCGGUGCUGUACUUUCUCAUUCAGUAUCAGAGAGGGGACGACCAUCUGAAAGGAGUGAGAACGAUAAACCUUCAACUGAGAAAGUUAAUUGUGAAGUACGGAGAACACCAAGCUUUAGUGGUCCUUUGAUGCUUCCAAAUCGAGCUUCGGCUAACAGUUUCUCAGCUCCAAUAAAGUGUUCUGGAGGAUUUAGGGAUUCUUUGGACGAUAAAUCAAAAGCCAACCUCGUGCAGAUUAGAGGGCGAUUCUCUGUAACAUCAGAAAAUUUAGAUCUUGUAAAGGAUAUUCCAUUAAGUACAGUUCCACGUCGAUCUUCACAGGGAUCACCGCUGAGAAAGUCUGCUAGUGUUGGUGAUUGGAUAUUUGAAUCCAAGCAAGUGCCCAUCAGUCCAUCUCCCAAGGAGUUAAAUAAUAGCAUAAUACCUGCAUCACUUCUCAUGCCUCAUCUUCAGAAUCUUUUCCAGCAGACGUCAAUUCAACAGGAUCUUAUUAUGAAUUUGUUAAGUAGCUUGCAAUCAACUGAGGUGGUAGAUGCAGCUCAAAAUGGGAAGUUGCCUCCACUGCCUCGCAGUCCAGAAAAUAAUGGAAGUGCUGAAACAGCAGCUUCGGAGAGGGAACGUUUACUCCUCAUGAAGAUCUCAGAGCUUUAA